Messenger RNA from Rhizoctonia solani, 1200 nucleotides. RefSeq names its product RuBisCO LSMT substrate-binding protein. The record is from RefSeq and is a predicted model, not a curated record. NCBI's taxonomy places the organism in Eukaryota, Fungi, Basidiomycota, Agaricomycetes, Cantharellales, Ceratobasidiaceae. The transcript is spliced from 8 exons. Bases 1 to 1200 code for a protein of 399 amino acids. Gene Ontology annotation, biological process: peptidyl-lysine monomethylation. Gene Ontology annotation, molecular function: protein-lysine N-methyltransferase activity. Gene Ontology annotation, cellular component: nucleus.
AUGUGGCUCAAAUCUAAAAUGAGUGCUAAAGAGUGGCAAGGGCUUGGCAAAGGCUGGACACCGCUCAUUCUAUGCAUGAUGUGGGAGGCUGCAAAGGGGAAUGGGAGUAUUUGGGAAGGGUAUCUUGGUAUGUGCGUUCCCAUCUUUGCAUCCAUAUUCGACCCACUUGGAACAGAAACUAUGCCUAUUCGAUUUGAUACUCCGAUGUUCUGGCCUAUCACUGACCUGAAGACUACGAGGGACGAGUAUAGCAGGUAUUAUCAUUCCCCUUGUUCGCCUAUUUAUGCCCGUUUAGUCGCGACCGGACCUAUUCCUCCCCUCGCAUCUAGAUACCCAUUACACUCUGGAGCAAUUUCAUAUCAUGGGCAGCCGAAUUUAUCUCGAAGUUUUCAUGUGGAAGAAGACGAGGAAGAGAAAAGGAACCAGAAGAAAGAACCCCAAACUGAGGUUCAGGAAGGCGAAGUUGAGAACGAGCAGGAGGAAGAGAAGACGGUAGAAGACGUAGCAAUGGUGCCCAUGGCCGAUAUGCUGAAUGCUAGGUACGGAGGGGAAAACGCCAAAUUGUUCUACGAGCCUCAUGUCUUAAAGAUGGUUACCACAAAAGCUAUUGCCGCAGGCGACCAAAUAUGGAACACAUACGGAGACCCACCCAACUCGGACUUGCUGCGAAGAUACGGAUACGUAGAUGAACCAGGAAAAGGCUUGGAUAUUGUUGAAAUCCAAGGGAGUCUAGUAGUUGAAUGCGCGGCAUCCUACCUUUUUCUUUCCUCGGAGCAGCAGAAAGAACGUGUGGGUUGGUGGCUAGAAAUGGGUGGUGAUGAUACAUUUACGCUCGACAUGACCACAUUAAUCCCGCCUGAGCUUUUAUCAUUUACCCAACUUCUCCUUCUUUCUGAUAUGGAAUGGGAGAAGACCCAAGAAAAGGAGAAGCCACCUAAACCCAAGUCGGACAGUGUGAAAAAAUGCGUGAAAAAUGCAUUGGAAAGAAGAAUGGAGAUGUAUUCCACUACUAUUGAAGAAGAUGAACACCAACUAUCAAUCGGACAGCAUACAUUGAACAAACGACACGCGCUUAUAAUUCGUAUCGGAGAGAAAAAAGUCCUCAAAGCAGCUAUAGGCUCCUUAUCUGAACCGGUGCCAAAGAAAAGAAAGGCAGAGCCGGAGAAUGGGGCAAGGAAAAAAGGCGCUCGUCAGAAAUGA